AAGCCAAGGCAACAUACAAUCAAAAGCAGAACAAUAACAAAUUACAAUUUAAUAUAGCAUAAAACAGCAUAACAAUAAUAAACAAGCAUCAAGCAACAACAGACUAAUUUUGAAGGAGGCCAAUAUGCAAGCUGAUUAAAGGAAUACUCCUAGUUCUAGAACCGCAAGCCAUGAAAGAGGGAAUGUCUGCAGCUCGGGAACCAGAAGGCGGACGAGCUGGACUCAGGAAAGCCACCACUGACGUUCUGUCUGAGUGUCUCACAGAGCAACCAGGAUUAGUAGCAUCCUUCGAGAGCAAAGAAGAGCCAUUCAAAGGGAUGCACGAGCGCUGGGAAGCCCAGUGGCAGGAGUUCUUGGAAACACUGCAGCCUCUCCACAAUGGGUGGAAGAAGCAAGUGACAACAGAAACUGUCUCGUGGGAAGACGCCAAAGCCUUCCUGGCCUCCUUCGAGCAAGUGGCCAAAGCCUGUCGGUGGCCAAAGGAAGAGUGGGCAGCCCGGUUGUUGCCAGCAUUGAGCGGAGAAACAGAGCAGGCCUUUCGGAGGCUGGGGGCCGGAGACAGGGAGGAUUAUGGAAAAGUGAAGGCUGCUAUCUUGAGAGCAGAUGCCCUGAAAAUAGAGGCAGAGCGUCAACACUUCCGGCAGUUCUGCUGCCAAGAGGUUGGGGAUCCGCGAAGGGUUUACAGCCAAGUCCAGGAGCUUUGCUGUAAGUGGCUGAAGCCAGAGAGACGCAGCAAGGAGCAGAUCCUGGAGCUGCUAAUUCUGGAACAAUUCCUGGCCAGCCUCCCUCCAGAUCUUCAAGGCUGGAUCCGAGCUGGAGGACCUGAUAGUUGCUCUCAGGCUGUGGCACUGGUGGAGGAUUUCAUGAUGUGCCAGCAAGAGGCCGAGCGGCGAAAGUGGCAGGGAACACUGAUGGAGGAGUGCCUGGAUUCUCCAGGUAAAGAGGAAGAGCCUUCAGAGCUCUAUAAAGAAGUCAAACAAAAUGGUGACACAGAGAUCAGUGUGCCUGGCGGUGGAAUCAAAUGCCUCAGUCAUGCAGAUUCGUCCCAUUCUCAUGAAGGACAGGAAGUGAUCAACACUGGUGUCAAGGAGGAGCCAAUGGAUCCCAACGAAACCAGUUUGUCUUUGCAAAUAGUCCAGCGAGGCCUCACCCAUCCAGGUCAACAGACGGUUGUCUGGGAAGUCCUGCAAGAGAACGGCAGGAAGGUAGAUACUUUGGAUGGCAGAGAAAUGAGUAUGGUCAAGACAGAGAACUGUGAGGAUGGAAGAAAUGAGUCGGAAGACACAUUUGAGAUGACCCCACAUAUAAUUCAAGGCAGAGGGCAGGAAGGCGGUAUGCAAGAGGAACAGAGAAGUCAACUGAUGGAGAGAUCAAGCAGAUGCAAUGAUCUCACAACACCGUUUACGUCUCCAGUUUGCCAGACUUUGAAAGUUCCUGGAAGAGGUGGCCUGCCAUUCAUGGCCAAGGGUGACAGAACAUCCUUGGAUCAGCUAGAGCUUGAUAUGAUACAUAUCAAUGAGGACUUCCAGCAGAAUUCGUAUUGUGAUAUCCCCCAGAGAAUGACUUCAGGGGAGUGUAAAUCUAAAUUAUCCGAGAGGGGAGUUUAUUUGAACAGACACCCGAGUCACCACACAAAAGACAAGCUCAAUCACGUUGAACCAAAAUAUCCCCCUGACUGGGGAAGGACUCUCAAUUAUACAAAGCCACUAAAGAGACAUCCGGGACUUUUUAGCGAAGGAAGGCUACACGAAUCUUCUCCUUGUGAUCAGUGCCGUAGUGAAAGAGAACACUUAUUGACCCAUUCGUAUCCCGGAGAGAGAGUCCAUGACUGUCCGGAGUGUGGCAAAGUCUUCACUUCCAGGCCGGUGUUGUUGAGGCACCAGGAGAUGCACGCGGAAAUCAAACCGUACGAAUGUUCUCAGUGUGGUAGGUGCUUCAGUCAGAGAAAAUACCUGAAGAGUCACGAACUGAUGCACGCCGGGGAGAAACCGUACAAAUGCCCCGAGUGUGGGAAGAGCUUCACGGGGGCCAGGAAUCUGAAGAGGCACCAUAGGAUCCACACCGGAGAGAAGCCAUUCAAGUGCUCCGAGUGUGGGAAGUGCUUCAACGAGGAAGGCAUAUUGAAGAAACACCAGCGCAUCCACACGGGGGAAAAGCCGUACAAGUGUCCCGAGUGUGGGAAAUGUUUCAUUCAGGGAAGCGACCUGAGGAACCACCGGAGGAUUCACACGGGGGAGAAGCCGUACAAAUGUUUGGACUGUGGCAAAAGCUUCAGCCGGAGCCAGCAGGUGAAGAGGCAUCAGAGAACACACCUGGAGAGGAACCAUACCGAUGUCCUGAGUGUGGAUUAAGGUUCCAGUCCAGAAUUAAUGUUGAGUGUCAUACGAGUUGUAAGGGAUUCUGAGUUUCCUGUCUUCAUAAUAAAGUAUCCUUAUACAUUUACA
Molecule: messenger RNA, 2444 nt
Organism: Anolis sagrei ordinatus
Lineage: Eukaryota; Metazoa; Chordata; Lepidosauria; Squamata; Anolidae
Source: RefSeq, a predicted model, not a curated record